Messenger RNA from Euleptes europaea (tarantolino), 777 nucleotides. Its product is annotated as trypsin-like. The coding region runs from base 1 to 777 and encodes 258 amino acids. Gene Ontology annotation, biological process: proteolysis. The transcript is spliced from 5 exons. NCBI's taxonomy places the organism in Eukaryota, Metazoa, Chordata, Lepidosauria, Squamata, Sphaerodactylidae. The record is from RefSeq and is a predicted model, not a curated record. Gene Ontology annotation, molecular function: serine-type endopeptidase activity.
AUGGAGUGGGUCGUGGCCGUAGCCAUACUUCUGGGAUCCGCAGUGUCAGCUCAGGAGCGCAUCAUCGGGGGAGCCGAGUGCCGGCCUCACUCGCAGCCUUGGCAAGUCUUCCUCUAUGACUCCUUUCAGAAGUACUGCGGAGGGGUCUUGAUCGAUAGGUAUUGGGUAUUAACAGCCGGACACUGUCAUGAAUGGCUACUCUCUGGACCAGUGGGGAAGAAGUGGAAAGGAUACAGAAGCGCGAUCACCGUUUUCCUCGGCGCUCACACUCUGUGGAAGAAAGGAGGGGCCCAGAUCACCCAAGCCGUCCAGGUCAUCCGCCACGGUGCGUUUGAACCUGUGGUCCUGAACAACGACAUCAUGCUUCUACGCCUGGACCCCCCUGCCAUCCUGGGGCCUAGAGUCAGGCCCAUUCCGCUGGCGAAACAGUGCGCCCCUGUCGGGACGAAGUGCGUGGUGUCAGGUUGGGGCACCACAACUGUGCCCGAAGUAACAUACUCCAAAAACCUGCAGUGCAUAGAAGUAAAGGUCCUGCCCAAAAGAGCGUGCCGGAAUGAAUAUGGGUCCAGCUUCAUCAACAGUCAGAUUUGUGGAGGAGCCAUCGAAGGAGGCAGAGACGCCUGCCAGGGCGAUUCUGGAGGCCCCAUGGUCUGUAACAGGGUCCUUCAUGGCUUGGUUUCGUGGGGACACUCGCACUGUGCAGCUAAGAAUAAACCCGGAGUCUACACUGAAAUCUGCAAAUUCAGGGGAUGGAUCAUAAGGCGCAUGACUGACUAA